This is a messenger RNA of Gorilla gorilla gorilla (western lowland gorilla), 6349 nucleotides long. It is a transcript of the gene ERRFI1, whose product is annotated as ERBB receptor feedback inhibitor 1. The transcript is spliced from 4 exons. The record is from RefSeq and is a predicted model, not a curated record. Gene Ontology annotation, biological process: regulation of keratinocyte differentiation; negative regulation of epidermal growth factor receptor signaling pathway. Lineage: Eukaryota; Metazoa; Chordata; Mammalia; Primates; Hominidae. The coding region runs from base 3484 to 4872 and encodes 462 amino acids.
UAAAAUAUUUAUUAUAAACAAAGUAGAAACACAAAAACAUCUAUAAUCAAGAAGAAUAAACACCAAAAUGUAUAUGUUCUUCUACAGGAUUAAAAUAUCAAAAUACAAAUAUAAAUUUAAUAAGGCUCCUGUCCAGCAUGUUAUACUUACACACGACUUGUGGCAUUUCUUUGAGAUGCGAGAAAGAAGCAAUGUUUUCAGGAAAACAGUGUCUGUGAUUCUAAGGUUUCUGAGCCAGAACCUCACCCUUGUUCUCACUCCAAAGACAGCUUCUUCUUACACUGAAAGAAGGGCAAGUGAAAAGUGACAAUUUAGGUCAAUGUGAUGCAAGUCUAACGUUUUAGAUGUUGAGUUCUAUUAAAAAAAUCAACUAAUAUAAAUUCCUUGGAAAAUGGCCUCAAAAUUAAGCAGACUGUGAGAGAUAUAAAAAACACUGUCUUACUUCAAAUGUCAUGCUUUUCUGGAGAUAAUUUAAAACAAAUUGGGUUCAGGAAAAAGAGACUAUUUCCCCGAAUCUCUGGUGUAGUGUUCUAAUCUAUUAAAGGUCAAUGAAUAAUCACUUAAUAAACACAACAUGCUAGUAUUACUUCAAGAUGCUUAGCGUUUUGCUUUUAAACUCUUCCCAAGAUGUCCUACAAUAUUAUUGACAUAUCAAUGUUAUUAUAACACAUCAUUAACAGACUAUUAGACAAAAAAUUUGUGGGGUGUAAGUCUUCUCAUGUAAUUCUUCCACAGCUGAGAAAGCCAUAUUAUAUAACUGCAAGCUAAACACAGCAAACUAGUGGCUAAACAGGUUUUCCCCAAAAAAUGAAGAAAUCUAUUUUGCAAGUUGUUUAAAAUAGAAAAAUCAGAUUAAUCACGUAUUACUCAUGUGAUUUUAUGAUUUUUGAUAAUUUACCAAAACAUUAGCACAUCAUACAGCUCACAACUGUAGAGUGAGUAUCCUGUUGAUCUUCUUUCUCUAAAGAAGGGGUGUGUUUGAUGGUUGCUCUGGUGAUUAUCACUGUUUUAUGAAUAGGGGAAUGUAAAAGCACGCCAAUAAGGCCGAAGCACAAAUUACAACUGUAUUGUAGUGACUUGAAAUAGUAUAGCCAGGGCUCCUUUCAGAUGAAACUUGAGCUCCUUUAGGUGCCCAUUCAGUAAAUCCUGUCCUGUGAGGUUUGAAAAGAUGUACCCUGGCAAGUUCUCACACUGAUCUUUUUUUUACACUGAUAACAGCAUAUGGGUAAGCCACAAACAUAAAUGAAGCCAAAAUGGGAGGAAAAUCAGGACAGAUUUUCUUUGGAUCAAAAAACCUAGUUAGUUGGUAAGGAACUCUGCAAUUAGUUGUGACUCAUUUCCAUCAUCCUAAAAUAACACUAAAUGAAUGGCAGUAAGAAGACAGGUUAACUGAAUUGUUGACAAAUGGCAUAGGCAUGAAAAUGACCCAACAGCCCCUUGUAAGCCAGAAGAGCCAUCAGAAAGGAAGCCAGAUUUCUCUCUGCAAAACGUUCGUUUGUUUUGCAAGUGAGAGAGGGCAAAGAUACUUCAGAUUCUUUUUCUUUUUUUUUCCUUUUCGUGCUUAAGGCCUUGAAUUCAAAAUUAGGCCUUUGAAUUAAAUUAAAAAGAAUGUAAGUAAAUAAUAGUGGGGGAAAGGCAAAUCAUUUCAUGGGGUGUAGAGUUAAUAGUUAACCUGAUAAUAAGGCCAGAAUCUCAUUCCAUAUGUUAAACUACCCCAAUUAGCUAGUGAUCAGUGUCUAACUAUCAGGCAUUAUUGCUGAAGUGCAAGCAGGGGCUCCAGGAGGCUAGAGGUCAGCGACAGGUCUCUGGGCUCUCGCAACAGAGGACCAGCCAGGGAAUUUGUUCUAGUUAAAACUAGAGGGUUUCCGUCUGUUUGCUUUUUUUCUUACUUUAGUCACUCUUGGUUUGUUAUCAUUUGUAUUAUUUAUUUUACGGUUAAACUAUAAGCCUAAGUUGCAUCACUGGCGCCCCGAGAAACCUCCUCCCACAGGCCCGCUGGGGCUUUGUCCUUGGGCAUCCGUGGCCUCUCCAAAGCCAAAAGACGUCGGGGCCAGCUCAGGUCGCCUGAGUAAACACAAACCUGGGAAGCCGAGGGCCCCCUAAGUCAGUAGUGGGGGAGCUCCUCCUGGAAACCCACAGCGACCCUGAAGGGCUCAACCUCGAGCAGGACCUUUCCUCCAUAUUCCAACGCAGUCAGAGGAGCCCUGGGUUUCCCCCGCGUAGCGUCACCGCCCCACGCCGGCCACUCUGUCCCAUCCUCCCUUGCUGUCCUACUCUGUCCCUCGCCAUCCCUCACAGUCCCACACUGUCCCUCACCGCCCCUCACAGUACCUCACCGUCCACUGUCCCACACUGUCCCUUGACAUCCUUCAUAGUCCCACACAGUCCCUCACUGUCCCUCACCGCCCCUCACAGUGCCUCACUGUUCACUGUCCCAUACUGUCCCACACUGUCCCUUGCCAUCCUUCACUGUCCGAGUCCCUCACAGUCCCAAAGUCCCUCACUGUCCCACACAGUCCCUCACCGUCCCACACUGUCCCUCACUGUCCUACACAGUCCCUCACUGUCCCUCAUUGUCCCUCACCGUCCCACACUGUACCACAGUCCCGCACUGUCCCUUACCGUCCCACACUGUCCCUCACUGUCCCACACCGUCUCUCAUCGUCCCGCACUGUCCCACACAGUCCCUCACCGGCCCACACGGUCCCUCAUCAUCCCACACUAUCCUUCACUGCCCCACACAGUCCCUAAGUGUCCCUCACUGUCCCUCCCACGCCGCAAGCCCAGUCGAGAGCGGCUCCCCUCUCCCCCUCCAGGGCUUCUUCGGCCCACACGGCCAGCGGCGGCCCGCGGAGAGGGAAAAACACAUAAUCUUGCCCGGAGCCUGAAUUUAUGGGAAAUCCCGCGCGAGGCGCGAUGUGCCCUCAGUUCGGGCAGGAACGGCGGCCGAGGCCCGGGUGGCCGCGGGCUUCUGAGGAAAGCUCGGCGUUGAGAGGCUCCCAGGGCUGCCGCACGGCUCGGGCAGAGGAGCGGAGCUGCGGCCGCGAUCAGCCCGGAGACGCCUCUCCCGGAGACAAAGCCGGCUCCCGGCAGCGCCGCGCUACGCCACGGUGGGCCCGGCGCAACGCCUCGGCCGCGGCAUCGCCCCUUUAAGCGGCGCGCGCCCUGAUUGGCUGCGGGAGGAGGCGGGGCGGGACGCGGCGACCUCACGGCCCCGCGGCCUAUGCUAUAUAUAGAGGCGGCGGCGGCAGCCGCGGCGACGGCGGCUCGGUGCGAGGCAGAGUGCUAGCGGGAGCGCGAGCCAGCAAGAGGCGCCUGCGCGAUGUCCGGGCCCCUGAGCCCGCGGCGCUGAGCCAGCCGGGACGGACAUGCGCGGGAGGGCGCCGCGGGGCAGCCGCCGCUCCUCCGGGGGAAUGAAAGCUACUGGUUGAUUUUAAAGUGCCUGGGCCUCACAGGUUUGGAGAUGUCCCAGAAUAAGGCACAAUGUCAAUAGCAGGAGUUGCUGCUCAGGAGAUCAGAGUCCCAUUAAAAACUGGAUUUCUACAUAAUGGCCGAGCCAUGGGGAAUAUGAGGAAGACCUACUGGAGCAGUCGCAGUGAGUUUAAAAACAACUUUUUAAAUAUUGACCCGAUAACCAUGGCCUACAGUCUGAACUCUUCUGCUCAGGAGCGCCUAAUACCACUUGGGCAUGCUUCCAGGUCUGCUCCGAUGAAUGGCCACUGCUUUGCAGAAAAUGGUCCAUCUCAAAAGUCCAGCUUGCCCCCUCUUCUUAUUCCCCCAAGUGAAAACUUGGGACCACAUGAAGAGGAUCAAGUUGUAUGUGGUUUUAAGAAACUCACAGUGAAUGGGGUUUGUGCUUCCACCCCUCCACUGACACCCAUAAAAAACUCCCCUUCCCUUUUCCCCUGUGCCCCUCUUUGUGAACGGGGUUCUAGGCCUCUUCCACCGUUGCCAAUCUCUGAAGCCCUCUCUCUGGAUGACACAGACUGUGAGGUGGAAUUCCUAACUAGCUCAGAUACAGACUUCCUUUUAGAAGACUCUACACUUUCUGAUUUCAAAUAUGAUGUUCCUGGCAGGCGAAGCUUCCGUGGGUGUGGACAAAUCAACUAUGCAUAUUUUGAUACCCCAGCUGUUUCUGCAGCAGAUCUCAGCUAUGUGUCUGACCAAAAUGGAGGUGUCCCAGAUCCAAAUCCUCCUCCACCUCAGACCCACCGAAGAUUAAGAAGGUCUCAUUCGGGACCAGCUGGCUCCUUUAACAAGCCAGCCAUAAGGAUAUCCAACUGUUGUAUACACAGAGCUUCUCCUAACUCCGAUGAAGACAAACCUGAGGUUCCCCCCAGAGUUCCCAUACCUCCUAGACCAGUAAAGCCAGAUUAUAGAAGAUGGUCAGCAGAAGUUACUUCGAGCACCUAUAGUGAUGAAGACAGGCCUCCCAAAGUACCGCCAAGAGAACCUUUGUCACCGAGUAACUCGCGCACACCGAGUCCCAAAAGCCUUCCGUCUUACCUCAAUGGGGUCAUGCCCCCGACACAGAGCUUUGCCCCUGAUCCCAAGUAUGUCAGCAGCAAAGCACUGCAAAGACAGAACAGCGAAGGAUCUGCCAGUAAGGUUCCUUGCAUUCUGCCCAUUAUUGAAAAUGGGAAGAAGGUUAGUUCAACACAUUAUUACCUACUACCUGAACGACCACCAUACCUGGACAAAUAUGAAAAAUUUUUUAGGGAAGCAGAAGAAACAAAUGGAGGCGCCCAAAUCCAGCCAUUACCUGCUGACUGCGGUAUAUCUUCAGCCACAGAAAAGCCAGACUCAAAAACAAAAAUGGAUCUGGGUGGCCACGUGAAGCGUAAACAUUUAUCCUAUGUGGUUUCUCCUUAGACCUUGGGGUCAUGGUUCAGCAGAGGUUACAUAGGAAUGGUUCUCAAUUUUCCAGUUUGAUUGAAGUGCAGAGAAAAAUCCCUUAGAUUGCAAAAUAAAACAGUUGAACUCUGUCUUCAUGUGGAAGGUUUAGAGCAGUUGUGAGAUGCUGUUAUGCUGAGAAACCCUGACUUUGUUAGUGUUGGAAAAAAGUCUUACAAGUCUAUAAUUUAAAGAUGUGAUGGUGGGGAGGGGAGGAUGGGGAAGCUUUUUAUAUAUGCAUACAUUACAUACCUAUAUAUAAACUUGUGGUAUAACCAUAGACCAUAGCUGCAGGUUAACCAAUUAGUUACUAUCGUAGAGUAAUAUAUAUUCAGAAUAAUAAACUCAAGCUGGAGAAAUGAGUCCUGAUAGACUGAAAAUUGAGCAAAUGGAAGAAGAUACAGUAUUGUUUAGAUCAGAAUCAUUAAAAAAUAUUUUUGUUUAGUAAGUUUGAAGAUUUCUGGCUUUUAGGCCUUUUCUAUUUUGUUUCAUUUAUUUUUGCAGGCAGUCUUUUCCAUGGAGGGCAGGGUAUCCAUUCUUUACCAUGGGUGUACCUGCUUAGGUUAAAAAUCAUCCCAAGGCCUCAUACUUCCAGGUUUCAUGUUGCGUCUUGUUGAGGGAGGGAGAGCAGGUUACUUGGCAACCAUAUUGUCACCUGUACUUGUCACACAUCUUGAAAAAUAAAACGAUAAUAGAACUAGUGACUAAUUUUCCCUUACAGUUCCUGCUUGGUCCCACCCACUGAAGUAGCUCAUCGUAGUGCGGGCCGUAUUAGAGGCAGUGGGGUACGUUAGACUCAGAUGGAAAAGUAUUCUAGGUGCCAGUGUUAGGAUGUCAGUUUUACAAAAUAAUGAAGCAAUUAGCUAUGUGAUUGAGAGUUAUUGUUUGGGGAUGUGUGUUGUGGUUUUGCUUUUUUUUUUUAGACUGUAUUAAUAAACAUACAACACAAGCUGGCCUUGUGUUGCUGGUUCCUAUUCAGUAUUUCCUGGGGAUUGUUUGCUUUUUAAGUAAAACACUUCUGACCCAUAGCUCAGUAUGUCUGAAUUCCAGAGGUCACAUCAGCAUCUUUCUGCUUUGAAAACUCUCACAGCUGUGGCUGCUUCACUUAGAUGCAGUGAGACACAUAGUUUGUGUUCCGAUUUUCACAUCCUUCCAUGUAUUUAUCUUGAAGAGAUAAGCACAGAAGAGAAGGUGCUCACUAACAGAGGUACAUUACUGCAAUGUUCUCUUAACAGUUAAACAAGCUGUUUACAGUUUAAACUGCUGAAUAUUAUUUGAGCUAUUUAAAGCUUAUUAUAUUUUAGUAUGAACUAAAUGAAGGUUAAAACAUGCUUAAGAAAAAUGCACUGAUUUCUGCAUUAUGUGUACAGUAUUGGACAAAGGAUUUUAUUCAUUUUGUUGCAUUAUUUUGAAUAUUGUCUUUUCAUUUUAAUAAAGUUAUAAUACUUAUUUAUGA